Messenger RNA from Entamoeba invadens IP1, 717 nucleotides. Its product is annotated as ubx domain containing protein, putative. Gene Ontology annotation, biological process: nuclear membrane reassembly; proteasome-mediated ubiquitin-dependent protein catabolic process; membrane fusion. The transcript has a single exon. The record is from RefSeq and is a predicted model, not a curated record. Bases 1 to 717 code for a protein of 238 amino acids. Gene Ontology annotation, molecular function: ubiquitin binding. Gene Ontology annotation, cellular component: cytosol; nucleus. Lineage: Eukaryota; Evosea; Mastigamoebida; Endamoebidae.
AUGUCAGUACACGGACUCUCUGAUUUUGGACACGACGACGAUGACGAGCCAAAGGGGACUGGUUUUUAUAAUAAAGGAGGAACGGAAUUUUAUGCAAACAAUGACGGUGUUGAAGCGUACAAAAAGGCUACAGAAACUGCCUUAGAUGGGAAUGGUCAUACGAAGAAAAACGCGAACAAAAACGACUUUGUAAUAACUGUGGUUUUAUAUAAAAAUGGGAUUUCAGUCAACAAUGGAGGGUUACAGUCGUACGCAGACAGCAAAGAGUUUUUACACGACAUCACAGAAGGGUAUGUACCUGAGAGAUUUUCAGAAGAAGGAAAGAAGUAUAAUGUUACAACUAAAAUCGUUGACUCGACCAAAGUUGCGUGUAGCGAUAAAACAGCCGUGAAAAUGACGACUUGUGGGUCUUCCUUUGUUGGCGAAGGAAAAACACUUGGAAAGGAAGUCGGUCAAAAUUUCACCGCAAUACCACGACAACUCAAUGCAGACCUUUCUAAGCCGACUGCUAAUAUCAAAGUCAGAUUUGUUGAUGGGAAGUCUAAGGUUCUCAAAGUCAAUUUAGAUUGGUCACUUCAAAAUGUUUACUCAUUGAUCGCACAUGAAAGUGGGCUGACCACUUUCCACCUCAGAGCCCAAAACAGAGUCAUUGAAAUGAGUGCAACACUUGUUAGUGAUGCGAAGAUAGCGGGAACGUCGCUUAUGCAGCACAAGUAA